UCUCUCUCUCUCUCUCUCUCUCUUUCUCUACUCAAAACCUUUCAAAAGCAAAAACAGAUCCAAUCAAAAUUACAAUAACCUCAGAAUUCUUCUCCGAUCCUUCUAUCGCCGUCGUUUCCAAGAAAAGAGAGGGUUUUCACUUUUUUUUUUUUCACUCAAAUGGCGACGAACAUUGGAAUGAUGGAUAGUGCUUACUUCGUCGGACGAAACGAGAUUCUCACUUGGAUUAAUGAUCGUCUUCAGCUCAAUCUCUCUCGCGUCGAAGAGGCUGCAUCUGGUGCUGUGCAAUGUCAGAUGCUUGAUAUGACCUUUCCAGGAGUUGUGCCAAUGCACAAGGUUAACUUUGAUGCAAAGAAUGAGUAUGACAUGAUACAAAACUACAAGGUCCUGCAAGAUGUGUUCAACAAGCUGAAAAUUACAAAGCCAUUGGAAAUUAACAGGCUUGUCAAAGGCCGACCAUUGGAUAACUUGGAGUUUCUGCAAUGGCUGAAGCGUUUCUGUGAUUCCAUUAAUGGUGGCAUUAUGAAUGAGAACUAUAAUCCAGUGGAACGAAGAUCAAGAGGUGGUAAAGAGAGGAGUGUGAAGGGUUCUAACAAGAUUCCAAAGUCACUGCAAACUAACAAUAAUCAUCCUCCAUCUAAUUCCAGUUCAGUUGGUCUUACCAAAGCCUCAGGUCCCAAGCCAGCAAAAGCAGCUGAAGUGCAGGCUUUGUCAAAGGAGCUUGCCGAUCUCAAAAUCUCUACUGAUCUCUUGGAAAAAGAAAGAGACUUUUACUUUUCAAAGCUCCGGGAUGUAGAGAUACUCUGCCAAACUCCUGAACUAGAUGAUCUUCCGAUAGUGGUAGCAGUGAAGAAGAUACUGUAUGCAACCGAUGCAACUGAAUCUGUACUAGAAGACGCUCAAGAGUACUUGAACCAAUCCCUAGGAGUUGAAGCUGAAGUUGAAGGAAAUGGAGAACAAGAAGAAAAAGUAGGAGAAGAAGAAGAAGAAGAAGAAGAGGAAGAAGCAAAUACUCAAGCCUAAGCUCUGACUAUUAACAAUCCUAAGUAGAAGAAAUUUCUGGAUCAAAUUUUUCCAGAGUGACGAACAGUGGCUGGCCAUAGCCUUCUCUUCAAAGUUUCCUUUGUUAAAAGACUUAAAAGAUAACCUACUGAAACGUGAAGAUGAAUGAGCUUCUAUUAUUAGAAAGCUUAGUUUGAGUACAUUGAGAGUUGGUGUUACUAUUCAAGAGGCUUUUUCUUGUUAUAAAACAAUUACAUUGACCCAAA
This is a messenger RNA of Capsella rubella, 1268 nucleotides long. RefSeq names its product microtubule-associated protein RP/EB family member 1A. Gene Ontology annotation, molecular function: microtubule plus-end binding. Gene Ontology annotation, cellular component: microtubule plus-end; microtubule organizing center; spindle midzone. NCBI's taxonomy places the organism in Eukaryota, Viridiplantae, Streptophyta, Magnoliopsida, Brassicales, Brassicaceae. The record is from RefSeq and is a predicted model, not a curated record. The transcript is spliced from 8 exons. Bases 160 to 1023 code for a protein of 287 amino acids. Gene Ontology annotation, biological process: protein localization to microtubule plus-end; thigmotropism; spindle assembly.